AUGGCUCUCGUAGCCCAGAACGAGUUUGACGUGCUCUUCGGGACCAUGUACGCAUUAUGCUGUGCCAUCGAGAUGAGUAUGGUCGUCUCACACUGGGUCUGGCUGUUCCGAACUCGUGGGAUCCGUAAACGCGCGAAAGAAGCUGGCGUGAAGUUCGAUGAGUUCGAGGACGCAAUAACCUGGCAGGCUAAGGGUAUUGAUGUCGAGAAGAAGAUCUUGCGCUUCUUCUCGAAAAAGAGCAGGCUCGAAGAGAGUACGCACACACAUGGGAAUGGUACGGACACCCCGGUCAACCCGGAGGAGAUAACCCCAAAGACAGUCCCGAAUGCGGUUGUAUAA
Alternaria ethzedia is the source of this 339-nucleotide messenger RNA. RefSeq lists its product as uncharacterized. The transcript is spliced from 2 exons. The coding region runs from base 1 to 339 and encodes 112 amino acids. The record is from RefSeq and is a predicted model, not a curated record. NCBI's taxonomy places the organism in Eukaryota, Fungi, Ascomycota, Dothideomycetes, Pleosporales, Pleosporaceae.